UUUACCAGUGCCCGUUCACGUUUGCACAGUUUCUUUCUAAAACUGCAUUAUCCGGUUUGCUAAAAGUCAACCAAUAGGUCCAGUUUCUUCAGGGUUGGGUUUCUUAGGUCAAAGAUGAAGUUUUUCUUGAAGGGUUUAGGGAUGGAAGUCGUUGAACAAGCGACAGUCAGGCACGGUUGCCAUUGGCAACACGGAGGGGUCCUGGCUGUGUUUGGAGACAGUGCGCCAUGUUAUAACAGGUGGCUGAGUGACCAAUCGCAAAGCUUUCUCCUAAAAUCACACCGACUCGUUCGCAAAGGUUUUCUCUUUUCCCUGAUCUGUUGCUACGGACAUACGUGAUUGUCUCCGAUAAACGUUUGUUGGAUGUUCGGCUUAAAGCGAGAGGAUCCGGCGCUUCUUCAUUGGGGGCAUGUGAGACCCGGGCGCUACAGAUGUGAGAGUAACUCACGUUCGGUCGCUUCGGACCCGACACCGCUGGGGACCAUGGAGGGUGGGCCUGACGUGUAUCGCAGAUACGUCUGGGGGCCGCGCAAGCCUGCCAAAGCAAAGAACCCUUUGCAGGAUCCGAGCCACUGGACAACCGGCAAAUAUUCCCUCCACAAUGACUACAAUCCCCGCGCCACGUACCCUCCGAGUACAGGGGGUCGUAGUUCGUUUGGGCGGGCGCCCCAAUCCGGUUCUGGGACGUUCGGUCCCCCCAAACGGACCAACAGCCACACUGUCCACUCUGACAACAGCCCUCUCAAACCGAAAGUCAUCACGGUCGUGCGUAACGGCGACCGACCGAGAACUAAGAUCACGAUUCUCCUGAAUCGUCGGUCGGUACAGACUUUCGAACAGCUGAUCGCUGACAUAUCCGAGGCCCUCGGUCAGCCGAGGUGGAAAAACAACCACGUGAAGAAACUCUACAACCUAAAGGGAAGGGAAGUGAAAGGGAUCGGGGAUUUCUUUCGAGAGGAUGACAUGUUUAUUGCGACGGGUAGGGAACAGAUAACUACAAGCGAUGUGCAAGACAUUCUGGAGGAGGUCUUUCCUGAUAGCCCUUACGCUCAGAACCUUGUAAGACGAAAUCAAGGCAAACAGAAGGCACGUCGGCAAAACCACGAUUUCAGACAUGACCCUGGUCUACUAGAGGUGGACAGGGAAAGACGGGAACGAAUCAGCAGAGUUGAAAAGGAGAGAGAACUUGCCAGACAGAUGGAGAGAGAGAGGGAAAGAGCAAAGGAGGACGAGAGAGAGAAGGCAAGAAGAUGGGAGGAGGAGAGAAGACGAAAAGAACAGAAGGCGUUAGGAGAGAAUGCGAAGAAAAAUACGAGGAAAAAGGCUGGCCAAGAUCAAGGACUUGCAGACUAUAGACUCUGGAUGGAACAGAAAGAGAGAGAGUGGCAGAGAGAAAUUGAGGAGAGAGAGCGGAUGUGGAGGGAGGAGGAGAGACAGUGGAGGGAGAUGAUGGAGGAAAGGGAGAGAAUGUGGCAUGAUGAGGAUGAGCAGAGGAGAAGAAGAUGGAGAGAGGAGGACAUAGAGAGAGAGAGAAGAAUCCGUGAAGAAGAGAUUGAGAGAGAACGAAGGAAGUGGCAAGAUGAACUUGAGAGGGAACGGAGAAGGAGAGUUGAGGAAGAGAGACAGCUGGAGAUCAUGCGAGACGAAGAGCGGCUCCAACAGGAGAAGGAAAGAGAGAGGAUCAGGAAGCAAUGGGAGGAUGAGGAUCGAAGGAGGGAACGAGAGAGACAGGAAGAGAGGAGGCGGUGGGGUGAGGAUGACCACCGGCCGGGAGGGAGAUGGAAGCCGGAGAGAAGAACAGACGGACACAAUCAGAACGGACACAACUGGUCGGACGACGAGGAUCUCUCGCGACUGCAGGACGGUUUGGAAGGGAGGCGGAACUAUCCGGACGGUCCCCGCGCGAAGUCGUCAAAAGAUCAGCAUGGCAACAAGAAGGCGAAGAGCAGGGCUUUCACGAUGGGCGACGACACGAAGGGGUACCGACCAAAGACGUGGCUGUCAAAGCACAAGGUGGACCCGCGCAAACAGGUCACUGAGAAAGAGAUGAAAGCGCGAUACGAGAUCGGUAAGACGAUCGGAGACGGGAACUUCGCAGUCGUCAAGGAGGCCAAGCUGAAGAACACGGACUCUGAGUACGCCUUGAAGAUCAUCGACAAGUCCAAGUUAAGAGGGAAGGAGGACAUGGUGGAGAAUGAGAUCGCCAUCAUGAAACACUGUCAGCACGAGAACAUCGUGCAGCUGUUCGAAGAGUACGAGUCUGAACACGACAUCUAUCUGGUGAUGGAAUACGUGAAGGGCGGGGACCUGUUCGACGCGAUCACGGAGAGCGUGAAGUUUACGGAGAGGGACGCAGCCUCGAUGGUGAAGGACUUGGUCAGUGCUCUGGCCUUUCUGCACAGUAAGAACAUUGUACACAGGGACCUCAAGCCGGAAAACCUGCUGGUCCAGAAGAACCGAGACGGCACUGCGACCUUGAAGCUGGCGGACUUCGGCCUGGCCAUGGAGGUCAUUGAACCCAUCUUCACUGUCUGCGGAACCCCCACCUACGUAGCACCUGAGAUUCUGGGGGAGGAAGGUUACGGCCUGGAAGUGGACAUGUGGGCCACAGGCGUGAUCACGUACAUCCUGCUCUGUGGUUUCCCUCCGUUCCGGAGUCUGGAGCGGGACCAGGAGGAGCUGUUCCAGAUCAUCCAGACGGGAGAGUACGAGUUCCUGUCUCCCUACUGGGACAACAUCUCCGACUCUGCCAAAGACCUGAUUAACCACCUGCUUGUGGUGGAGCCUCAGCAGAGGUACACGGCACAGCAGGUCCUGGCGCACCCCUGGAUACGCAGCGAGGGCAACUUCAAGACCGUCCCAAACCUACAACGAGAGAUCACCCUGAACUUGGAGAAGAACUUCAAGCACAGGCCGAGGAACGGGCACAUCUAAGACAUGAGAGUAC
This is a messenger RNA of Branchiostoma floridae (Florida lancelet), 2947 nucleotides long. RefSeq names its product serine/threonine-protein kinase DCLK3-like. The transcript is spliced from 10 exons. Bases 364 to 2934 code for a protein of 856 amino acids. The record is from RefSeq and is a predicted model, not a curated record. Gene Ontology annotation, molecular function: ATP binding; protein kinase activity. NCBI's taxonomy places the organism in Eukaryota, Metazoa, Chordata, Leptocardii, Amphioxiformes, Branchiostomatidae. Gene Ontology annotation, biological process: intracellular signal transduction; protein phosphorylation.